CUCGAUAGACUCACUCACCACACUCCAAGCCAGUCUGCCGCUCCUCCCUCUCCCAGCCCUGGUUGGCCGGGACGCAGCCUAGUACAGCGGCAGCAGGAGGAGCCGAGCCCGCCCAACCCCGCACGGCUCCCGCCGCCCCCUUCCCUCCCCCCCCCCCCCAUUCGCUUUCCCACUCCCAAGGCUGGCACUAGGGUGGCAGAAACAGCGCGCACUGCUGCGGGCUUCCGGCCUCGGAGAGGCAGGCACAGGAGCAGUGGCAGCUUCAGAGCAAUAGACGGCCUUGCGCCUCCAGCACACCCAGUGCGCUCACCCUCCGCUGCUCCGGCUCUUCGCCCCUGCUCUGUCCCAGGCGGCCGGAGGCUUCCGACCCCUUGGGACCCCCCCACCGCCAACAUCAAGAGCUUCCUUGCAAAGGAUCAGAGGCUGCUGGCGCCGGCAGCUUCAGCGCCCACCAUGGGAAAGCCAGCGAGGAGAGGAUGGGACUACAAGCGAUUCCUCAAGAACAAUUGGCUUCUGCUGUCCACCGUACUUGCUGUGGUACUAGGAAUCACAGUAGGAGUCCUCGUCCGAGAAUACAGCAAGCUAUCAAACCUGGACAAGUUCUAUUUUGCCUUUCCUGGAGAGAUUUUAAUGCGAAUGCUGAAGCUCAUCAUUUUGCCCCUAAUUAUAUCCAGCAUGAUUACAGGUGUUGCUGCUCUGGACUCCAAUGUCUCUGGGAAAAUCGGUUUACGGGCUGUUGUGUAUUAUUUCUGCACUACGGCCAUUGCUGUCAUUCUUGGUAUCGUGCUGGUAGUGAGCAUCAAACCUGGUGUGUCCCAAAAAGCUGAUGAGUUUGACAGGACAGGAAGCACCCCUGAAGUCAGUACAGUGGAUGCCAUGUUAGACCUGAUCAGGAAUAUGUUCCCUGAGAAUCUCAUCCAAGCCUGUUUUCAGCAGUACAAAACCAAACGUGAGGAGUUGAAGGAAGCAGAAAUGAACACCACAGGAGAAGCUGUAACAGCUGUCAUGGUGACUGCCAUUCCAAAAAACAAAACAAAAGAUUACAAAAUAGUGGGCAUGUACUCAGAUGGCAUAAAUGUCCUGGGCCUGAUUGUCUUUUGCCUUGUGUUUGGAAUCGUUAUUGGAAAAAUGGGAGAAAAGGGCCAAGUUCUGGUGGACUUCUUCAACGCACUCAAUGAUGCUACCAUGCAAAUUGUUCAGAUCAUUAUGUGGUACAUGCCACUGGGCAUCUUGUUUCUGAUUGCUGGGAAGAUCAUCGAAGUUGAAGACUGGGAAAUAUUUCGCAAACUGGGGUUGUACAUGGCCACAGUUCUCAGUGGGCUUGCCAUACAUUCCAUUGUAAUCCUCCCACUCAUAUACUUGUUAAUUGUUCGAAAGAACCCUUUCCGGUUUGCACUGGGGAUGGCACAGGCUCUACUCACAGCCCUCAUGAUCUCUUCCAGCUCAGCAACACUACCUGUCACUUUUCGCUGUGCAGAAGAAAAGAACCAAGUGGACAAGAGAAUCACCAGAUUUGUUUUGCCUGUUGGUGCAACAAUCAACAUGGAUGGAACUGCCCUCUAUGAAGCAGUUGCUGCUGUGUUCAUCGCACAACUCAAUGACCUGGAUCUGGACAUUGGACAAAUAAUCACCAUUAGCGUCACAGCAACAGCUGCCAGUAUUGGAGCUGCAGGUGUGCCCCAGGCAGGACUUGUGACUAUGGUCAUCGUACUGAGUGCUGUUGGCCUGCCAGCCCAAGACGUCACCCUCAUCAUCGCUGUCGACUGGCUUUUGGACCGGUUCAGGACCAUGGUGAAUGUCCUUGGUGAUGCAUAUGGAACAGGAAUUGUAGAGAAGCUUUCUAAAAAAGAGCUGGAGCAGAUGGAUGCCACAUCCGAAGUCAACAUUGUGAACCCCUUUGCCUUGGAAUCCACAAUACUUGAUAAUGAAGAUGCAGAGACCAAGAAAUCUUAUGUCAAUGGAGGCUUUGCCAUAGACAAAUCUGACACUAUCUCAUUUACUCAGACAUCACAGUUCUAGAGCCCCUUCUUCCAUUCCCCGGGCUGGGAACAUUUCAGGACAUCACCACAAGAGGGAUCUCUCAGCAAAUCACAACAUAAUUAAGGGAGGGAGGGGAAGCAAUUAGCCAACCUGAGUGCUUUUGAUUUGAUACCCAGACUUCCAGAUUAUUUUCUACACUGGAUGUUCAGCCCUUGCUCCAGAGGAAAAAGGGGUGGAAAGGGAGAAGGGUAGAAGAUUGGUUAAGAAAUAAUUUGAAUUAUCUGUAUUUUUUUAAAAAUUAUCACUGAUGAAAUUUGGAAGUGACUGUUGGGAUCUCAGCAAUGAAACGGAGCAACAAUUGUUUGGUUUUCUCAGGCAUAGUUCAAUUUUUCACUUUUUUUAAAACUCUUCUGCCAUUCUGAGCCCAGAACUUUAUUUGAACUCUCCUUUGAUAUGUUUUCUUUUGCUCAACACAUUUUUUUUCUUUCUUUUAUUUUUUUUGGCAGAUUACACUGGAUUCAAACAGUCCACUGGAUAAUGUGCCAAACUUUCCAUUUUGCACUUGUCUUAAGCAAACUACUCUGGAAGGAAAAUAGACCAGCAGAGUCCUGCGAUAAACAUUUAAGAUUGGGGGUGGGGGGUGGAUUUUGUUUUAUGUUUUUAAAGUACUGUAUUGAAAAUCUAGGAACUAUUAACACUACCACCAUCAUCAUGUUUAUUAUAGAGGUCUAUUAUCUAUAAGUAUUUAUUUUUUUCCAUAGAGUUGUCAUAGGGCAGAAUUGAACUGUCAAUGUGAAAUAAAUAUUUUUCUUGUUCUUCAAAAGCAAUUACAAAGCCAACUUUAGUAAGCUUGGGUAGCAUAUAAGCACUUCUCCAUCAGGGGCAUAGAGAGAAGAAGUCAAUUUGGCUCAUGUGGUACCAUCUCUGUAUAUGAGCCCCAUGACAGAUGGAGGUAAUGACAAUGACCAGAGGUAGCCUAGACAAUGCUUUAGGACUUCUACAACUUAGCUGCUAGAGGAAAAUCCCCUCAUCUCUGCUCUGUCGAAAUUAAUAUACCACAGAGCCACCCAUAGACAGGCUAGAUAAGUUUUUAACUUUCUUUUUUCUUAGAUUCCAGUGCCCUGCCAUCUUUGUCUUUUUGCAUCCAUCCAGGACUAAAUGAGACAGUAAAGCUGCAUCAGCCAAGCUGUAUUUUACUAAAUGUCCUGGACUGAGUAAACAAUGAGGGCCAGAAAAAGACUGUGCCUCUGGUGGAUUUCCACAGAGAAAGAGCUCCAUAAUGCCCAAUGUCUGUAUGCAAUACCUCAGGGGAAGCUCUUCCAUUUUUUGAACCUCAUUAAUCUCCCCUGGGGAGCUGUCCAGCUCUACUUGUCAUCUUUCUUCUGAAGGAAAGGAAGCUCCACUUGUAAAUAAUGCUUAGCAUAAAACUGCACAUAAACUGUUGUCCAAAAUAAUCAAGUUUCUGCAGUAUUAGUCCAUUUUAACCAACACUUUUGUAUUUAAGAAAUUCUGGAAAUGUGCCAAAGAAACAUGAAAAGGAAAUAAACGUUGGUGUAGACUGACUGCACCUUAAAUUAAGUUUGUGAGGUAAAAAUUCUGUACAUUAUCCCAGCCCCAGAAAAUUUCCACUGUGAUGCUCUGUGAAUUUUAGAAUCCCAGUAUCAUUGCUGUUUAUAUGAAAUAAAGCUCUCUCUAAACAAA
This is a messenger RNA of Monodelphis domestica (gray short-tailed opossum), 3681 nucleotides long. It is a transcript of the gene SLC1A1, whose product is annotated as solute carrier family 1 member 1. The record is from RefSeq and is a predicted model, not a curated record. NCBI's taxonomy places the organism in Eukaryota, Metazoa, Chordata, Mammalia, Didelphimorphia, Didelphidae. Gene Ontology annotation, molecular function: glutamate:sodium symporter activity; L-glutamate transmembrane transporter activity; L-cysteine transmembrane transporter activity. Gene Ontology annotation, cellular component: plasma membrane. Gene Ontology annotation, biological process: L-glutamate transmembrane transport.